CUAUCUAAUAUGACAGUACUCGAAAAACAUGAAAUGGGUCACCCACGACUGCUUUCUCUCUCCCUUCUCCUCUUCCUUCUCUUCUUCUCUUCACCCCAAACAUCCCUAUCCGCACCAUCUCCUCCAACUUUCAAACCACCAGACAACUACCUCCUCGACUGCGGUGCACCCAAAACAACCGACCUUCCUGAUGGACGCACCUUCCGAUCUGAUCCUCAAUCCUCUUCCUUCCUCUCCACCGCUGAAAAUGUCCAAGCAGCUACCUCCAACAUUUCCACAAACAUAUCAUCUUCCCCUCUCUACCUCACCGCACGCAUCUUCCCCGAAAGAUCCACCUAUACAUUUUUCAUUUCUCAACCAGGCCGUCACUGGCUCCGCCUCUACUUUUAUCCUCUCCCCCACACCUUAUUCAACCUCACCAAUGCAAUCUUCACCGUAGCCACCGACACCACCGUCCUCCUACAUGACUUCUCCAUUCCUCUCGACUCAUCUGUCGUCUUCAAAGAAUACCUCCUCAACAUCGUCUCCAACAGAUUCUCCCUCAGAUUCUUACCCCUCAAGGAUUCAUUCGCAUUCAUUAAUGCUAUCGAACUCGUCUCCGCUCCCGACACCCUCAUGACCGAUACAGCCACUGCAUUCUCCCCUACAGGUGAAAUCGCUGAAUUCACAGGCGUAUCUAAAUUUGCAUUAGAGAUCUUAUACCGUCUCAAUGUAGGCGGCGAUCUCAUCGUCACUGAUAAUGACACCUUGGGAAGAACCUGGCGGCCCGAUUCCUCUUUCCUGAAAUUCGCUCCCAUGGCACAGAACGUUUCAAUCUCACCCAAAUCAGUCAAUUACUUACCUGAUGAUAGCAAUGUAGGAGGCCACGCCACCCCACUAAUUGCUCCUACCUUGGUUUAUGCAUCAGCAGUCGAGACGGCUGAUUCAAAUGUCAUCGACCCCAAUUUCAACAUCACCUGGGAAUUUAAUGUAGAUCCCAACUUCUCUUACCUCAUCCGGAUGCAUUUCUGCGACAUUGUUAGCAAGCACCUCAAUGAUCUCUACUUCAACGUCUACAUCAACGAGAUGAUUGGCAUUUCUCAAUUCGAUCUCUCGACCAUCACUUCCGGGCUGGCAGUCCCCUAUUACCAGGAUUUUGUUGUAAAUGCUUCUUCUAUUUCCAACCAAACAGUUCUUGUGCAGGUGGGACCAGCUUCUGAGGUUGAUUCGGGCACGGUUAAUGCCAUCCUCAAUGGGUUGGAAGUGAUGAAGAUGAGUAAUUCAGUGGGAAGUUUGGAUGGUUUUUUCUCUGUGGAGGGGUCGAGGAUUAUAUAUCGAGAUCCCAACUCUGGUAUCAGCAGUAAGAAGAGAUUGAUUGCAGUUAUCGGGCUAAUCAUGUCUGUAGGUGGGUUGAUAAUGCUAGCUGUUGUUUUCUGCCGUUGGCAGAAGCGGCCUCAUGACUGGGAGAAGAGAAACAGUUUCUCUUCUUGGCUACUCCCACUUCACGUUAGCCACUCCAGUUUCAUGACUAAGGCUGGAUCGCACCGCAAUCCCUUUGGCUCUCACAAGAGCAAGAGUGGCUACUCGGGCUUCUUCUCCUCCACACUCGGGAUUGGCCGCUGCUUCAGCUUCGCAGAAUUACAAGAAGCAACUCACAACUUCGACGAGAAGGCAGUAAUUGGAGUUGGAGGGUUUGGGAAGGUCUACCUUGGCGAGCUCGAAGAUAAGACGCAGCUAGCGGUGAAGAGAGGAAAUCCUCAAUCAGAACAAGGGAUCAAUGAGUUUCAGACAGAGAUACAGAUGCUUUCAAAGCUCAGACAUAGACACCUUGUCUCUCUCAUUGGAUAUUGCGACGAACAGUCGGAGAUGAUUUUAGUAUAUGAGUACAUGUCCAAUGGCCCACUUCGCGACCAUCUCUAUGAUUCCAACCUUCCUCCUCUCUCAUGGAAGCGUCGGCUCGAGAUUUGCAUUGGUGCUGCACGUGGAUUGCAUUAUCUCCACACAGGUGCAGCACAAGGUAUAAUCCAUCGAGAUGUCAAGACCACUAAUAUCCUACUCGAUGAGAAACUAGUAGCGAAGGUUGCGGAUUUCGGGCUAUCUAAAGCAGGUCCCAGCUUGGAACAGACUCAUGUGAGCACAGCUGUGAAAGGGAGUUUUGGAUACCUGGAUCCAGAAUACUUCAGGAUGCAACAACUGACAGAGAAAUCGGAUGUGUAUUCAUUUGGGGUCGUGCUUUUUGAGGUGUUGUGUUGUAGGCCUGCCAUAAAUCCAGCACUCCCAAGAGAGCAGGUGAACUUAGCUGAAUGGGCAAUGCAGAGGAAUAGGAAAGGACUCUUGGAGAAGAUCAUAGACCCACAUCUCGUCGGUACAAUAUGUCCUGCUUCGCUGAAGAAAUUUGUUGAGGCAGCUGAGAAAUGUCUGGCAGAUUAUGGAGUUGAUAGACCUUCUAUGGGAGAUGUGUUGUGGAAUUUGGAGUAUGCUCUGCAACUCCAAGAGGCUUGGGGGAGGGUUGAUGAUGAUGAUGAUCCAACUGAAGCUAACAGCUCCAAGCUUAUUGUUAUGGCAGAAUCUGGAUCUACAGCUGCUGCUCCCACGUCGACCAGGUAGUAGGAUCUCAAGGGAGGUAAUAAAAAAGAAAACAAAACAAUCAAGGGGCAUUCAUUACAUCUCCAUUCUUUUU
Messenger RNA from Magnolia sinica, 2659 nucleotides. Its product is annotated as probable receptor-like protein kinase At5g61350. The record is from RefSeq and is a predicted model, not a curated record. Bases 10 to 2586 code for a protein of 858 amino acids. Gene Ontology annotation, cellular component: plasmodesma; plasma membrane. The transcript has a single exon. Lineage: Eukaryota; Viridiplantae; Streptophyta; Magnoliopsida; Magnoliales; Magnoliaceae. Gene Ontology annotation, biological process: protein autophosphorylation. Gene Ontology annotation, molecular function: transmembrane receptor protein tyrosine kinase activity; ATP binding.